Messenger RNA from Musca vetustissima, 555 nucleotides. RefSeq names its product odorant receptor 67d-like. The record is from RefSeq and is a predicted model, not a curated record. Bases 1 to 555 code for a protein of 184 amino acids. Gene Ontology annotation, biological process: sensory perception of smell; detection of chemical stimulus involved in sensory perception of smell. Gene Ontology annotation, cellular component: plasma membrane. Gene Ontology annotation, molecular function: olfactory receptor activity; odorant binding. NCBI's taxonomy places the organism in Eukaryota, Metazoa, Arthropoda, Insecta, Diptera, Muscidae. The transcript has 3 exons.
AUGAUUCUAAUCAUUGUCCAUAUACCGCUGAUGAAAAAUAUUCUCAAGUUGAAGUUUAAUGAGUUGGAUGAGAUGUUGGAAUUACAUCCCAGAGAUCGAGAGAAGACGGAGCCAAUGCUAAAGGCUAUUUUCCAAUGGCACCAAAAAUACAUUUUAAUAACCGAAGCUAUACAACAACUAUUCUUCUGGAUAAUUUUUAUUCAAAUUUUUUUCGCAACACUGAGCGUAGUUGCUACCAUUGUUUGUCAGUUUUUGAAUGUUUGGGCUGUGGCUCCAGUGUUAUUGGUAUAUUCGUUUGUGAUCCUGUAUUUUUAUUGUGGUCUUGGAAAUCUGGUGGACAUUUCAAACGAUGACCUAACAAACAUUAUUUACGAUUGCAAAUGGUAUGAACUCUCGCCUACCGAACAGAAAAUGGUACUCAUCAUGUUGAGGGUGUCGCAGAAACCGCCGACAAUGACAAUUGGUAAUAUGAUGCCGUUGAGCAUGAAUACGGCCCUGCAAUUAACCAAAUCUAUUUACACGGCUGCUAUGCUUCUACACAAUUUUGUAAAAUAA